Molecule: messenger RNA, 5763 nt
Organism: Amblyraja radiata (thorny skate)
Lineage: Eukaryota; Metazoa; Chordata; Chondrichthyes; Rajiformes; Rajidae
Product: P-selectin-like
Exons: 23
Coding region: 176-3721 (1181 amino acids)
Biological process (GO): regulation of protein kinase C signaling; synapse maturation; cell adhesion
Cellular component (GO): membrane; neuronal cell body; endoplasmic reticulum
Source: RefSeq, a predicted model, not a curated record
CAGGAAAUCCACGGAGGUUGAGUUUUAUGCUUCUGCUGUUUAAGAACUAUCUUCAGAGGUUUUGUGAAGCUGGAAGGAUCGAAAGCCAGUCUUACAGAUUUUCUGCGUGAAGAAUAUGAUGACUCUUGGUAGUGUGAACUGUUGAUACAGGUGACGCCCAAAGAUACAAGAGAACAUGUUCCGACUGUUGACGUUAACUGUGGUGAUCUAUGAAAUUCUGCUGUUCGGAGGCAUGCAAGGUUGGGUCUACCAUCACCACGAUAUUACCAUGGUGUGGGAAAAUGCUAGGAACUACUGUAAAGAACAUUACACUGACAUGGUGGCAAUACAGAAUAUGGAAGAAAACAAGUACCUGAUGGAAUAUUUGCCAAAGGGAUACGCACAAGUCUGGAUUGGUUUGAGGAUGAUAAACAACAGCUGGACCUGGAUUGGAACGAACCGGAAACUGGAGAAUGUGUUUAUGAACUGGGCUCCUGGAGAACCAAGCAAUGGAAAGAAUAACGAAGACUGUGUCGGGAUGUAUAUCCAGGCGGCAGCAGUUUCAGGAAAGUGGAGCGAUGAACCUUGCAUGAAUAUGAAAAGACCACUGUGUUUCCAAGCUUCAUGCACUCCAGACUCUUGCAAUGGUCAUGGUGAAUGUGUGGAAACAAUUGGUGCAUUUACAUGUGCUUGUAACGAAGGAUUCUAUGGAGUUCGAUGUGAACAAGUUCUUAAGUGCCUCAGACUGGAGGCUCGUGAUCCAGUAAUUAUGAACUGUUCUCAUCCUUACAAAAAUUUCAGCUACAACUCUACGUGUGACUUUAGCUGUGCAGAAGGAUUUCAGUUACAUGGAGAAAGAAGGGUGCAAUGCACAGCUUCUGCAGAGUGGACUAAACACAUACCUGAGUGCAAAGCUGUCAGUUGCAAAAGAUUGGUGUUUUCUCGAAAGGAUCACAUGAAUUGCUUUCAUCCACAUGGAUCAUUCAGAUACAAUACAACCUGCACCUUUGGCUGUAGAGAAGGUUAUGCGCUGAAAGGACCAGAGAGCAUCCAAUGUUUAGCGUCUGGACAAUGGACAGAUCGUCUCGCCCGUUGCACAGUCCAACAAUGUGAAACCUUGGUAAUUCCUGAGCACGGCAACAUGAGUUGCAUUCAUCCCAUUGCAGAGUUCAAAUACAACUCAGCGUGUGACUUUAGCUGCUCUGAAGGAUUUGCAUUAAAUGGACCGAGCAGGCUCCAGUGUAAGGAUCUUGAACAGUGGUCAGCACAAAAUCCGACAUGUGAAGCGGUGAAAUGCAGUGAACUUACGGCCCCGCCUAAUCUCAUCAUGGACUGUUCUGACCCCUUUAGACCUUUUAGUUACAGCUCAAUAUGUGACUUUUCCUGCAAGGAUGGAUUUAACUUGCAGGGGUCAGACAGACUCCAGUGUGACGUUUCUGGGCAAUGGACAUCAAAGAUACCCAUCUGUAAAGCUGUUCAGUGUAUGCCACUGAAUAUUCCUCAUCGAGGUAACAUGAACUGCCAACAUAUGUACGGCAACAACAGUUACAAUGCAACAUGCGUCUUCAGCUGCACCGAGGGGUUUGUACUACACGGGUCCAACGAGCUUCAAUGCCAAUCAUCCAAGCAAUGGACAGCAGAGGUUCCUAGUUGUGAAGCUACAAAUUGCACAACACUGGUGAAUCCUGAGCAAGGGACUGUAAACUGCUCCCAUCCUUUUGGACUCUUCCGUUACAAUGCAACAUGCGACGUCAUCUGUGAAAAGGGGUUUAUAGUAAAUGGAUCAGGCACCGUUCAGUGUGGAGCCUCUGGACAAUGGACACCACAAAUACCCUCCUGUAAAGCCAUGAAAUGUGACAUGCUGAGGAGUCCAGAGAGAGGAAGUUACAACUGCACCCAUCCCAUCGAUUACUUCAGUUACAACUCAUCCUGUGAUUUUAGCUGUGCUGAGGGUUUUACUUUAAUGGGAUCGGACAGACUUGAAUGUAGAACUUCUGGACAAUGGACAGCACCACCACCUACAUGUUCAGUUAUAACCUGCCAGACAAUAACACAGCCAGAACAAGGGAUGAUAAACUGCACCCAUCCCAUUGGAAACUUCAGUUAUAGCUCAACAUGCGGCUUUGGCUGUGCAAAAGGGUUUGUACUGCAGGGAUCAGAUGUGCUUAAGUGUGAAUCCAGUGGACAAUGGACAGCAGAUACUCCCAGCUGUAAAGCUGUAACUUGUCAGACACUGACGCACACUACAAAAGGAGCAAUGAACUGCUCGCAUCCUUUUGGAAACUUCAGUUAUAGCUCAACGUGUGACUUUAGCUGUAUGGAAGGCUUUGCAUUGAACGGGUCAGAAAGGCUCCAGUGUCAAGAUAAUGGGCAAUGGACUGCACAAACCCCCAACUGUGAAGUUAUUAUCUGUGAGAAACUGGUGCAACCUGAACAAGGAACAAUAAACUGUUCCCAUCCCAUUGGAUUCUUUAGCUACAGCUCAACAUGUGAGUUCAGCUGUGCAGAUGGGUUUCUACUGAAUGGGUCAGAUUGGUUACGUUGUCAAUCCACUGGGCAAUGGUCAGCACAAAACCCCAUUUGCAAAGCCAUAAAAUGUCAAGAUCUAAUAAACCUUGAACAAGUGUCAAUGGACUGCUCCAAUCCCAUUGAAGAAUUCAGUUACAACUCAACGUGUUACUUUAGUUGUAUUGAUGGGUUUAUGCUGAAUGGGUCAAAUAGACUCCAGUGUCAAGCUAAUGGACAGUGGACAGCACAGAUUCCAAACUGUGAAGCUAUAAACUGCCGUAUGUUGACAGAGCCAGUAAAAGGGGUAAUGAACUGCUCCCAUCCAAUUAGAGACUUCAGUUAUAGAUCAACAUGUGACUUUAGCUGCUCUAAAGGGUUUAUACUGAAUGGGUCAGACCAGCUCCAGUGUCAAGCCACUGGCCAAUGGACAGCACCAAGCCCCAACUGUAAAGCCAUAAAUUGUCCAGCACUCCUAAACCUUGACCAAGGCUCAAUGAACUGUUCCCAUCCCAUUGACAAAUUCAGUUACAACUCAACAUGUGACUUUAGCUGCACUGAUGGGUUUAUACUGAGAGGGUCAAACAGACUUCAGUGUCGAGCCAAUGGACAGUGGACAGCAGAGAUGCCCGCCUGUAAAGCUGUAAAGUGCAAUGGACUGAGGGUUCCAAAGCAUGGUACCAUGAACUGCACCCAUCCUGUUGGAGACUAUAAUUACCUGUCAGUGUGCGUGUUUGGCUGUGUAGAGGGCUUCAUUUUGAAAGGAAUGGAUGUCAUCAGAUGUACAGAUUCAGGGAAGUGGACAAAUGAAUUGCCACAUUGUGAAGUGGUGAAAUGCCAGGAGCUGAAUACUAACUUGCCCGUGAUUAUGAAUUGUUCACAUCCUCUGGGCAACUUCAGUUACAACUCGGUGUGUGACUUUGAUUGCAUGGAAGGUUUUGUGUUGGAAACUCCUGCGAGACUUCAGUGCAACAAAUCUGGACAGUGGACUGAGGAUAUUCCACUUUGCAACGGUUUUGGAUUUGAGCGUUCAACACAUACAAAUGAUAUUUUGCUUUACGUGGGUGCGAUUGGAGGAGCUGCUGUAUUUGGUCUCAUUAUUGCUAUGACAGUUAUCUGGAUCAGAAGGAAACUGAAGUCGCAAGAGGAUGAUUCAAAAAUGCUAACCUCUAACAGUGUUGAAAUUGCACAAGAUACGUUUGAAAAUCCUGCAUUCGUGAAUAAUUCUGCAGGAUGAACAUGAUUUGAACAAGAUCUGUACAAUUAUACAAUGAACAUAUGGCCAAUGAAUGUUGUACCUUCACCAUGCUCUGUUGUCUUCGUGGCAUUCAGGGAUAUUGCCUCAUUGUCUGACUUUAGAUGUGCUAAACUUCCAUCAUAUUGCCAGGAAAACCGAAGCCGAUCCUUUAGCUCCUGGAAACAUUUGGAUCAUUAGCUUCUUUACAUGAACUACCCAAUUCUCAGAAGAGAAAUGCAAUAACUUGAUGUUCUGUGUGAGAUCCUUACAAAGAUCUAUGCAAUAGAACCUCCAUUUAAUCUGUUCCACCAUGCUUUAAAACUGCGCCUUUAAGUCUAUAUAGCCUUCCCCCAUACUUUCAGCCAAAGACGUUACACGUCUCAGUGAAAUUUCAUCUGCUACCUGUCAGCCAAUGCUGGUAGCCUGUCCAGGGCCUAUACAGUUGACUGGCAUCUUCGCUAUCAUCAACAAGGUUUGAAAUUCUACUCUGUAUUUCAAUAACCAAUUUGGAUACUAGUACAUGCCUCUGUGGAGUCUGAAUAAUGCCAUUUACUAUAAAUAAUUUAAUUUAUCCAUAAGUUACUUUUUUUGUCUAAGCUAACACCAAAUCUUCCUAUUUUGUGAGCCUUAAUUUCAUGUGGUACUUUACCAAAUGCUAUCUCAAGAUCCACCUAAACCACAAAGGGGACAGAUUCAUUCUAACUCUACUGACCACUUCACCAUUACCAGAAGCUCAUUUGUCUAUGCUUCUUCGCAGAGCUUUGGGAGGUUCAAAAAAAUACUGUCUAAAGAUUCUGUAUACUCACUGGCAAGUGAAAUAGAGCAAUAUCAGUAUUCCUCUCCCAGGAAACAUCCCCAGCAUCAAAGCUGUAAAUACAACCAGUUGGGUCCAAUGGACAUGACGACAUCUUUCAUGCGUUCAACACCACAUUUGCAAAUGGGCACUUCCUGAGCUGUCACGCACGAGAUUAUCAGAACAGAGGAAAUGAUGCAAGAAUAUUCCAAACGCUCCUUGAAAAGUCGGUGAAAAUUUCAAACCCAUGACUGCUCAAAAUAAAGAAGCAUCGAUAGCACUGAGCCCCUUGCUUUCCUGAAGCGGAUGUGUGUACAUGUCCAGUGAAGAUAGCAGAAGGAGCACAAUCUCUCUCAUGCUGCCCAAUGAUCCCUCAGGAAAGCAGAUCUUCCACAGACUAGAGUGGAAAUACAUCAUCCUUGAUUACAAGGGACUGCCUGAAAUGAUCACGACGUUCCCUUCCCUAUGACAUUGACUCAUCAAAACAAAAUUAAUAAAUUAAUCAAACACAAUCUAUCUUUGCAGAUCUAUACUGACUCUUUAUUAACUCCAACCAAAUGCCUAUUUGCUUUCCCCAAUUAUUGAUUCUGAAACCUUACCCACCACUGACAUUAAACUAACGGAUCCACAGUCACUAGGAAUUCCUUACGUGGCUGGUUGAUAUCUCCUCCAACCACACCUUCUGAUGCUUUAAAUUGCCACUUCUUACUUUCACUAAUGUCCAUACCGUGUUCCUUUAGUACUUUCUGCUCACCGGCCCUCAUUCUUCAUUCGUUUUGUUAGUUCUCCGCUAAAUUCCUGCCCGGUGGAACUGUACUUUAUUUUCUUCCCAACAUUAAAGUUUUUCUCCAAUAAUGGUUUUGCUUCAUACCUCUCCUGUGCAUUGUUCAUUAUAAAUUUAAUGUAAAAUAGUCAAAGGUUUGCUUUUCUAAGCAAAGAGCAUUUGAAAAUGUAUUUUGUUUAGUGAUUUCUGUAUAUUUGAAUGAUUAAUCAAGUUUUUGCCUUUUUUAUGAGCUUCCUUAUUUUAUUGAGAGUUUGAGAUGUUAAAUCAACAUAACUAUAUAUGCUUUCAAGCAGAUCGUGCAAUGAAAUGUUUACAAUGCCCACAGCAGAUAAGUAACUAAAUGAUCAAUUAAAAUUCAAUCAACAUUGUAAUAUCAAAACAUCACAUAACCAGCUGUUUUUAUGUUCAUAUUUCAUUUUAUCAAUGUUGGUCAUGCGUAUCAUUGUAAUAAAAUGUACCACUGCA